Cryptotermes secundus is the source of this 2683-nucleotide messenger RNA. RefSeq names its product heparan sulfate glucosamine 3-O-sulfotransferase 5 (gene Hs3st-A). The record is from RefSeq and is a predicted model, not a curated record. The transcript has 3 exons. Gene Ontology annotation, molecular function: [heparan sulfate]-glucosamine 3-sulfotransferase activity. Lineage: Eukaryota; Metazoa; Arthropoda; Insecta; Blattodea; Kalotermitidae. Bases 95 to 1180 code for a protein of 361 amino acids.
AUAUGUUAGUGACGGGGUCAGGGCAGACCAACGUGGCGACUAGUGACUCCCCACGGCUGGUCACUGCAGAUGGUUGGCGGGCCCGCGCGUCACUAUGCACCCAGUUGACGGUGACGCGGCGGCUGAGUGUGUGCUGCUGGUGGGACUCUCCAGACCUAAAAUGGCGGCGGCACUGUUGUCGGUGAUGAUGAUGUCCCUAUUCCUAACGUUCCACGUGCUGUAUGACAGCGCGGUGUACAGUCUGGAAUCUGCAGCUGUUGCAGGUGGCUCCGGGAAUGCUAACAUGGUGGUCCUUACCAGUAGAAUGGACAUCAGCGGAGGGCCUGGUGGGGUGAUCUUCUCGAACCGCGUUCAUUUCCCUCGCACGAGUCGUCGACUCCCGCAGGCAAUCAUCAUAGGCGUGAGGAAGUGCGGAACAAGGGCGCUACUGGAGAUGCUGGCCUUACAUCCGCGGGUGCAGAAGGCCGCCGGAGAGGUACACUUCUUUGACAGAGACGACAACUAUCAGCGUGGACUGGAGUGGUACCGCCGAAAAAUGCCGCACUCUUUCAGGGGACAAAUCACCAUUGAGAAGAGCCCCAGUUACUUCGUCACACCCGAGGUGCCGGAGCGGAUCCGAGCCAUGAAUGCGAGCGUGAAGCUUCUGCUAAUCGUGAGAGAGCCUGUAACGCGCGCCAUCUCUGACUACACACAGUUGAGGAGUCACGCCGCCACGGCUUCAUCCUCCACGACAAGUAGUUCGUCGCAACAAAACGCACAGCGCAGCUUCGAGCAACUUGCUCUCCGAACUGACGGCUCUGUUAACUUGGCCUAUAGGCCUCUGGCAAUCUCACUGUACCACACUUUCCUUCUCCGGUGGCUAGAAGUGUUCCAGCGACCACAGAUCUUGAUUGUGAACGGUGAUCUCCUGAUCGAGGACCCUGUCCCACAGCUACAUCGCAUCGAGAACUUUCUGGGACUGGAACCACGCAUAGGACGACAUAACUUCUAUUUCAACCACACAAAAGGUUUCUUCUGCUUGAGAAACGAGACUGCUGAUAAAUGUCUGAGGGAAAGCAAGGGAAGAAGACAUCCCAGAGUGGACCCGAUGGUUGUAACAAAACUACGACGAUUCUUCGGCGAACAUAACCAAAGGUUCUAUGAUCUUGUGGGCGAAGACAUGGGUUGGCCUGAAGAAUAAAUGUUGCUGAAGCAAUGGCCGGGCCAUGGAGUGAACGUAAACAUUGCCUCGCCCGAAAAUAUCGCUCAUAACGUGGCCAUUCCUUGCCAAGAGAGUACAGUGAAAGCACUGUUAACAUAACCGGACCUUAAGCCCUAAGCUUAACUCUCAAAAGUUCGCUCAACUUUCUAAACGAAACUAGGCUGAGAUUUCCGUGGCUUUUAAUAUCAACAUUGUGGUCUUCUGGGUUACAGUAACGAGCACGCUGGCUCAACCGGUAAGGUUCUUGUUUCGAAUUUCGGCCAGGACACAGACUAUCCUGAGAGAUUUUCUUUCGUAAAUUUUGUCAGUCCCUCCAGACGAAUACCCAGACCUGAAAAUACGUCACGGCCACUUCCUUUCACAUCCUCCAAAAUUAACCAUUCUUUAAUCACGCUAACAUUCGACGCUGUAGAGUCUGAAUUACUCACAGCGUCGAUAAAUAAGCCAUAAAUAAAUAAAUAUGUGUAAUCGAGCAAGUUAGUUCAAGAGAUAACUUCUGUUGACUUGUAUUCAGAAGGUGAUCAAUUCGAAUCUUGACCGGAACACCGGAUAUCCUGGCUGAAGUUUUCUCCUCCGUUGCCCCCGGUUCUUUCCACAUAACUUCCAGUUCAUUAUUCACUGCCAGUCAGUCAUUCCAUGAUAAAUUGGAGUUGUUUGCAGCGGGUUACAUUACAGAUAAAAACAGUAACACAGGAGACCACAACAUGAAUCUCCAUCGGUCGCGUAAACGGACCUCAUAGAGGAUCAUAGUCACUUGUCAUGAAUAUUUCUAUCAACUGAGCAUAAAUGUUUCAAAUGAGCAUCUCAGGGGAGUGCUUCGGUUCUCUACAAACGCAAGCAAUAACUGUUCUUAAAUAAUAAAUCUCAACAGAACUGCAAUAUGGCGACGUUUCGGAGGAAUGUACUACAUCCAUCAUCGAGUUCGAAGAGACCACGCAAGAAAUAGCAAAAUGAGCUACUAGUCAUAGUCUUUUACAUUCAUGUAACAGGUUUCAUUGUAUACGUGAAUCUACUUCUGUCUGCUUCUUAUUAGUUUAUUACUAGGCUUUCGCUUCCACCCUGAAGAUAGAGGUAGUAUGUACCUCCGAAAUAUCGGCGUCACAACCUUUACGCCCGCCUCAGUGAAACUGAAUAAAUAGGUUGUUAAGCGAAACGGCAGUUCGUUUCCAUAUAAUUGCUUGCGUCUUUCACUGUGGUCGGUUUUAGUGUGGAAGAUCAACGUGUUUGGCUGUGAGAAAGGCGCGGCAUAGCUGCUCGUUUCAACUCGUAUGUCUUCAUUACUAUCUCAUGAAACUGUCAUCGCUCGCCUUGCAACUGGACGCAGCAAACUAAUCAGGCUUUGUCUCCCCUGGCAAGGAAUGGCCAUAUUGUUUCACUCCAGUCUUCCUCAGAAGCAAGCGGAAAGUCGCACCACGAAACAUAUCAGUAACCUACAAGAAUAUACACAGGCCGGCCAAAAUGAAAUUUGGGGCCAGGUCCCUU